Cooperia oncophora is the source of this 552-nucleotide messenger RNA. The record is from the annotation of a GenBank genome assembly. Lineage: Eukaryota; Metazoa; Nematoda; Chromadorea; Rhabditida; Trichostrongylidae.
AUGAGUGAAGGUUUCCAGAUGAUUUGCCUCUAUUUCCUCUUACAUCUUUUACUACCUAUCUGCAUGGCGAAGGUUUGCUUCUCGGAUUCUUCCUGUCCAUCAGGAAUGCGGUGUACUCCAGCUACGACUGGCUACAGUAUUUGCACGAAAUUUGGUAAAGAUGUCGAGCAGAAGUACCCUAGUCCACCCUCGUUCUACUGCAAUACCAACCGAGACUGUGCUCGGACACAGCUGGCAGUGAAGGACUGCCAUGCAAUCGGAACUCAGACUGCAACGGCGGUUUGCAAUGCGUUGACUACCAUGGCCGAUGGAUGUGUUUGGAAAAUUGGUGACACGGUGGAAUGCUCAGCAACGAUCGCUUGUCCUAGUGAAAAGAAGUGCAUCUAUAGUGAAUCGAAGAAGAAAAACAUUUGCGUUGAGGCGAUGGAAGUUUCACAGCCACAAGAACUAAAAAGCGAGAGCUCCUCGGCAGCUUCUGGAUGGCCAAGCAGAGACGAAAUAAAACUCCGUUUGAUUUCAAUGAAGGAUGAUGAAGAUAGCAGUGCUUCGAAA